Conger conger (European conger) is the source of this 4301-nucleotide messenger RNA. RefSeq names its product B-box and SPRY domain containing (gene bspry). NCBI's taxonomy places the organism in Eukaryota, Metazoa, Chordata, Actinopteri, Anguilliformes, Congridae. Gene Ontology annotation, molecular function: protein binding; zinc ion binding. The record is from RefSeq and is a predicted model, not a curated record.
AACCUGUCGCAUGUAAAUGAUCUGCGUCAUAUUUCUCAAUAUCGAGAGGCUACGAACCCCGUCGUUUUUUUUUAGCAAUUUUUCGACGCUAUAUAGCCUAAUCGGAUAUAUUUACACACAAGUCGUUGGAGGAGCAAUGAGUUCUGAAACGCGGAGUUGCGAGCUGUCAGCCGUGUCCUUGAAGACAGCGAUUUAGAGCCGGAGUUGGAGACCCGUCGCGGCAGUUCGGUUAGCCGCAAGGUAAACGGUGGUUCCAUUCUCUCUGUCGACAGCAUAAAUGGACUUUUAGCGAAUGGUUCGCCUAACUCUGGCCCCAACAUGGAGGCGCACUCGGGUUCAGGCGAGCCCCCUGGACCGUGAGGUGACCGUGACGAACAGCAGUUCCGAGGAAGCGGGCCAGUGCGUGGACCAUAAAUCAGAUCUUGACUGGUUCUGUAGAUCAGAAGCGAAACUCAUUUGUUCACACUGCGCAAUACAGGGGUCCUGUAACGGCCACACGGUCACCCCUGUCGCCCGAAGAGCCGCAGAUGUUCGGAACCAGUUAGUGGAUGUGUGUGAAAAGAUGCAGCUGCAGACUUUGCGGAUUGAGAGCUUCAUCAGCAAGACCCUGACAGCUAAGGAGCGCUCCCUGCAGGUGGAGGCCUGUGGGGUGCGUGAGCGGGUAAUGGCGCAGGUCAGCCGGGUGAGGGAAGCCCUGGAGGAGGAGGAGCAGAGACUCCUGGAGGAGGUGCAGAGAGAGGAGGAGCGUGUUCAGCAGAGCCUGCUGACACAGAGGGCCCACUGGAGCCAAGCCCUGACCUCCCUGACUGACAUACGAACCAGUCUGGUGCAUACACUCACACACACCGAGGACAGCCAGCUCGCGGUCUCCAGCAAGGAAAUAGGAGACAGGGUGGAAGAGGCGGAAGGAGUAGGCGAGCCCCGGGACUCGGAACAGCUGAGUUUGGACCCAGGCUGCAGCAACAGCCGCCUCCUACAGGCUCUCUGGGCCAGCACCAUGCUACUGGGACCCUCAGGUCAGUAUUGCAGUCAGGUCUCUCCGGUCAGUACUGCUGUUGGGUCCCUCAGGUCACUGCCACUGUUUUGUCCCUCAGGUGCCUCCCCAGGUCCCUCCCAGGACGGGCUGAUAUUUGACGAGCGCACCGUCAGCCCCCUGCUCUCGCUCUCGGGGGACCAGCGCACACUCACCUUCCUGCCCCGACGGGCUCGACGGUCACCCCAGUACGACCCGGCGCGUUUCGACAGCUGGCCCAACGCCCUGUGCUCCCCCCCCCUCUCCGGGACGCACACCUGGGUGCUGGAUGUGGCCGAGAGCUUUGCCUUUAAGGUGGGGGUCUGCUACGCCGACAUGGAGCGCAAGGGGUCCGGCAACGAUUCUCGGCUGGGCUACAACGACCGCUCCUGGGUGCUGUCCUUCUACGAGGAUGAGUACUCCUUCUGCCACACUGGGCACCACUUCCCUCUGCGCCUCCUCCGAAAGCCGCUGAGGGUGGGGGUGCUGCUGGACUGGCCGGGGCACACCCUGCUGUUCUACGACCCGGAGUCCUACGCCGUCCUGCACGCCGUCCAGCACAAAUUCACCGCCCCGCUCCUGGCAGCCUGCGCCCUGGCAGACCACAGCAUCAGGCUGCUAAACUGAUGCAGGUCUUCAUUGUUUCUACAGCACAUACCCACCCCCAAAUAAUAAUAACACACUCUCUACAGACCUCUGGGCACUAGAGGGCCCCCUGGACACAGUGUCUACAGACUUCUGGGUGCUACACGGGCCCCUGGACAGCGUCUGUAGACCUCUGGGUGCUACAGGGGCCCCUGGACACAGUGUCUACCGGCCUUAGCUGGACAUUUUACUUCACUCCUGGUCCUGGAGACCAACAGCCCUUGGAAUUUCUGGGGCUAGAAGACCAAGCCAAUGACUUUUCACAAGGUUAAUUCUAGGAUCUGAUCAGUGAAGCUGGCAGGAACUUGCUGUGAAGAUUCUACAUGUUGGUAGCAAAGAACUCAUGAGGAAUCUCUAAGCCAAUCAAAGAUCAAGAUAUCCCUGUGCCAAUCAGGGAUAGUGUUAUCCCUGAUAUAGCCAAUCAAAGAUAUCAUGUACAUGUGGGGUUGGAGGGACAUUCCAGCAUCUGCACUGGGAAGUGAAUGGAUGUGAAAUGCACAACAGUGGUGAUCAUGAUGAAGUGAUCGUCAUUGCUACAUCAGGGACAUUCUGUGACGCGGAUGUGUGAUAAGGAGGUUGGAGUUGACUGGGGAGAACCCUAUGCUAUACAAUGUUGUCUGCUAUUGAAUAAGGAAGCAAUAAUCAUUCCAUGCUUCUAUACGAAUCCAGUGCUAAUUUUGUUGUUUUUGCACAUUGUGGGCCCUUUGGGACUGUGCGAGUAGACAUCAUAUAUGUCCGUACAGUUACUAAAAUACUAUUUUUAAAUAACAAAUUGCCAGUAUGUGACAUGUCCAAUAAUCAUCUUGGUAUAUAGAUCAUCUUGUUCUUAUAGACAAAUGCAAGAAAAAUCAGCUGGAGCAACAAGGACAUUUGGCUGCAAUUAAUCACAAUAACUGCAGUUAAGACGUGAGUUUGUUUCAUAUAAUGCUCCACAGGGUCACCAGAGGACUUUAUUUCUUUCAAAUGUUGUUACAGUGCAGAGUUGUGUUACUUAAGCUCUCAGAAUGUUUGUUAGUGUUUCAUGGACAGGAAUCACCCAGCUGCGACUUUAUGAAGCAUUUGAUCAAAUUCAGACAUUAAAGAUAAUCUUUUUAUAGUCACUGUCUUGAUAAAAAUGAAUCAAUAAUGCUGUACCAUGAAAUGUUAUAUUUUGUAUUGAUAGUGAAUGCUCUAGGACAAAGAGAGCAUGUAUGUAUUUCAAAGAGACGCUUUAAUUUUUGUAUGGAUUUGUAUGUCAGAAUCUAAUAUGUAAUCCUCCAUUGCAGUUUUAUGCCCAUAUGAGGAUAUUUCUUUGUGUUACCAGCAGGCUUAGUCUAUGACAGGUAACAGGUCUUGGGGAGGGAAGACAUUUUCUUUUGUUUAUUUCAUCAUGAUUAUUCAGUAUACAUGAUAUCCGAUCCAUCUGAAUGACAAAAUCUUGGUCAAAAGACUAUCAUCAUCUAUUUUGCUGAUUUUCCACUGAAAUGGAUGUUUCAAUAUAAAUGUCUUUAGACACAUUUUCGGUCAUUUAUAACAGUGUGGUUGCUGAAUACACAUGAUUUCCCAACCAUCAAAAUGAAAAAAAGUGUAUUUUUCACUUUUUAGACUUUAGUCUUAUGUGUUAUGCCAUUUUUAACUGAAGCACAGUGUUUUAUCCUGAAUUUUGUCAAAUAUAUUUUUACUCAUUUAUUUCACUGAUGAACAUACUUUCCUAUCCCUCUGUAUUAAUUUUUUAUUUUAUUUUAAUUUGCCAUUUUUACAUAUUUUCAGACAUUAGGCUAUAUAAAUUCUUUUUUAAUCUGCCAUUUUCCACUGAAACACAUUUUGUCAAUUUCUGUAAACACAAUAUAACCAUGACCAUAUUAUUUUCACAAUGGUUGUUCCAGAGACAUGAUUUCCUAUCCAUCUGUAUGAAUAAAAUGGAACUUUAAAUAAAAUAAAAAGAUAAUAAUCCAUAUAGAUUUUGGACAUAGGACAUAGUCAUAGGUUUUUUAAAAAAGAUUUGCUACUGAAAAACAUUUUUCAUCAUAAAUGUUUUUAGACCCAUUUGUGUUCAGUAUUUCAACAUGAUUGCAGGGACUGCAAAAGUGUAGUGUGUGGCAGCACCCCCUCUUGGUGAGUCAGUGCCUCUAAUCAGAAAGCUGGCAAUGUAAUUUUCCUUAUACGAGCAUGGGUAUUGGCACUUACCUUGCAUUCGUCCAGACACCCAUAGAUAUAGAAACAGACUUUGCAUUCUGCCAACACACACUUACAACAGCGGGUGAAGCAGUAGGCUACUACAUGAAUGAUGAGUUAAUGUCGGAAAAUCCAGAAUUUUAUGAGGAUCAAAGAAAGCCAGUAACAAAGGUACCUUUUGCACCUGGCAAAUUAAUCUGAAUAAACUCCAUGAUAUGCUGGAGAUGAACAUCAGUAAAACAAAAGAGCUGGUGGUUGACUUUCGACGGAAGGGGAAGCCACCUUAUUAUGGACACCUUGCACUCAUACUUUUAUCCUCUCAUAUGUUGACACACGUAAUUGUUCUUAACAUACUGUAUUAGUAUUUUUAGGAUUUCUAUAUAUUGUGUUCCCCCUAUGUAUUCCCUUAUCCAUUUUAUUCUUUUAAUCUCUGCUGCUGUGAGACUCAAAUUUCCCCACGGGGAUAAAUAAAGAGCUAUCCAUAUCAAUA